Leptopilina boulardi is the source of this 2936-nucleotide messenger RNA. It is a transcript of the gene Letm1, whose product is annotated as mitochondrial proton/calcium exchanger protein. Gene Ontology annotation, molecular function: ribosome binding; calcium ion binding. Bases 418 to 2712 code for a protein of 764 amino acids. The record is from RefSeq and is a predicted model, not a curated record. Gene Ontology annotation, biological process: intracellular monoatomic cation homeostasis. Gene Ontology annotation, cellular component: mitochondrial inner membrane. NCBI's taxonomy places the organism in Eukaryota, Metazoa, Arthropoda, Insecta, Hymenoptera, Figitidae. The transcript is spliced from 8 exons.
CUAAGAAAAUUGCCAGUCGACUUGAGGUUUCCAUUUAAGAGUUUUUGACAUUGUAAACAUCGAACUGUAACAUUAGUGUCUUCCAAUCUAAUAACAGAGAAGAAUUCACCAUCUAAUAUUGCAGGAAGUCGAACCGGGGUUGCCUCGGAUUCUCUUCAACCAUUCAAAAUGCACAGAAUACUACAGUACGUUUUUCUAUUGGUGGAUAAAAUGUAUACAAAUAUAAAAACGCGCCUUAUUUUUUAAAAACCACAAUUUAUUUUUCAAUAUAAGAGGUGCUUAUCUUAUAAAUUUAUUCGUUCCUUGGCCAUAUUCAGAUUGUAGAAUGGAAAAUGCUUAAAACUGUGUGGUGUGAUGUCCGAUUAUAAUAUAUAUUAAGAGAAUAUUUUUGGAAAACUACAAGGAGAAUAAUCUAUAAUGAAUCUUUUAGUAUAUACGAAGCCAUUAAUAGCCCCACAUUUGGGUGCUAUGAGACGAUGCUGCUGUCAGAGAGCUUGGUUCAGUGAAAAUCGAAUGCUUGGUACUUUUGAUUUGUUUCACACAGAAAAUAAGGAUAUACGAGUCAUUUCAACGCCAACGUCUCAAAUUUUCUUAGGAACAUUGACAAAUGUAAAAUACCAUCCAAUAAGAAAUUUUCACACUUCAAUAACAUGGAGAGGACAAGAACCAUCUUCGAAGGUGGAAGAAACUGUCAAAAAUAUCAAAGAGAAAAAAGAGGAAAUGGAAAAAGAGAAAUUAAUUUCCGCUGCCUCAUCCAAAGAUGUAGUUCAAUCAGCAGAAAAAAGUGUUGAUCAAACACCAAUUUUAAGGAAACUAUAUAUAAAGGGAAAGGCAGGAUUACUACACUACUAUCAUGGAUUUCGAUUAUUAUUUUUAGACAUGAAAGUAUCGGCAAAAUUAAUUUGGAGAGUAUUAAACGGAAAGGAAUUAAGUCGACGAGAACAUAGACUGCUCGUGAAAACAACUGGAGAUGUGUUUAGGUUGAUACCGUUCUCAGUUUUUAUUAUUGUACCAUUUUUGGAAAUUCUCUUACCAAUAGCUAUAAAAUUAUUCCCCGAUUUAUUGCCAUCUACUUUUCAAACUGCUUCCGAGAAAGAAGAUAAACUGAAGAAAGCAUUGAAAGUAAAAAUAGAAAUGGCCAAGUUUUUACAAAAAACUCUCGAUGAAAUGUCUGUACAAUCUUCAGAUCAUUAUUCCGAGAAAGCAAAAGAAUUUUCUGAUUUCUUUUAUAAGGUUCGAUCCACUGGAUCUGUUGCCUCAAAUGAAGAAAUCAUUAAAUUCAGCAAAGUAUUCGAAGAUGAAAUUACUUUAGAUUCACUUUCUCGACAGCAAUUAAUUGCCCUUUGUCGAGUGUUAGACGUACAAACACUUGGCACAACGAACUUUUUAAGAUUUCUCCUUAGAAUGCGAUUAAGAAGUCUCUCCGCCGAUGACAGAUUAAUUGAGAAAGAAGGAGUGGCAAGUUUAACGAGAGCUGAAUUGCAACAAGCUUGUCGUGCUCGUGGUAUGCGUGCCUAUGGAAUGCCAGAAAAUAAAUUACGAGAGCAAAUGUCACAAUGGCUUGAUUUGAGUUUAGUGAAAAAAGUGCCACCUUCAUUGUUGUUACUUUCGCGUGCUCUUAUGGUUCCUGAAGCAACGCCAAUGUCCGAUAAAUUGAAAGCAACUAUUUCUGCACUUCCCGAUGAUGUGGUGGCACGUACUAAAGGCGCAAUUGGCGAAAAAGAGGGUAAACUCGAUCAUCAAACUAAUAUAGAAAUCAUUAAAAUUGAAGAAAAACGAAUUGAAGAAGAAAGACAGGAGCAAAAGGAGAAAGAAGAAAAGGAAAGUGUACCACAACACACUGUUCUUGGAUCGAACAUUAAAACUGAUGAAAUCACAAAAACUGAUAUCAAUGUUAUUGAACAGGCACUCGAUUCAAUUGGAAAGCAAGAUAAAAAGAUGAUUGUGGAGAAAGAAGAGCUCAAGGAGCUUAAAGAAGAAAUGGCUGAAUAUCAAGAGGAUAUUCAGGAACUUUACAAAAUGAAGGCCGAGUCCAAGGGACAAGCGGAAAUUGAAGACAUCAAAGUGUCUAAAGGUGCUAAACGACUUUUCAAUAAAGUGAAUAAAAUGAUUAGCAAAAUGGAUGCUGUUCUCACAGAACUCGAAGAGAAUGAAAAGAAAGUGAAAGAAAAAGUUGAAACACUCGCGCCAGAGGAUAAAUCUCAUUCGAAAGCAGCUGAAGAAUUGGUGAAAAUUGACGAACUUAUUGCUGCCAUUAAACAAAUUCAAAAUGUACCCGAUGAACAUCGAUUGAAGAGAAUAGCUGAAAUUUUGGGUAAAAUUGAUGAUGACAGGGACGGUGCAAUUAAAAUCGAAGAUGUCUUAAAGGUUGUGGAAUUGAUCGGUCAAGAAGACAUCAAAUUAAGUAAGCAUCAAGUCAAUGAAUUGAUCGAUUUAAUGGAAAAGGAAGAAGUAUUGGAAGUUGAGGAUCAAAUUGAGAAAGCAUUAAAGAAAGAAGGUAAAGAAGCAACAUCGGAAGAAAGUAUUAAAAGCACUUCGAAAUCAACAGUUCCCGCUACGCCUGUCACAGUUGAAAAGAAAUUAGGUAAAGAAGAAUUAAAUGAUGAUGUUAAUUCAACAAACAAGGAAAAUGAGAAGAAAGUUCAAAAGAAGCCAAUUGGUCCAAAUGUUCCUCCUACAUCAAAAAAAGCUGAGGGUACGAAACAACUGUGAUUCUAAAUACAACAAUAAUAUUUAAAAAUUUUAUUUUAAAUUGACGAAAAAAUAUCGUCGACGAAGAAGAAAAAAAAAAAAAUUAAUUUAAUAUCCUUGAGACCCACGAUGAAAAUUUCUUUGCAAUGAAUUUAAGUGGUUGAUUGGUCAACAAUAUGAAAUAAUUUAGGACAAAUUUUUGCAUCUACAGAAAACUUCAUUUUACAAUGAGAUGUCGUUUUUUU